Molecule: messenger RNA, 3150 nt
Organism: Paramecium octaurelia
Lineage: Eukaryota; Ciliophora; Oligohymenophorea; Peniculida; Parameciidae
Source: the annotation of a GenBank genome assembly
AUGUAAUUUGAAUCACCUAGAUUCAAUAUUGACUUGGAUUAGGAAUUGUAGGCAGAAUAAAACGAAGAUUUCGAGUAAUAAUAUUUGGGCUUCUGUUUACGAUCAACAAGAAGAGAGACCUCAAUCAAUUAUCCUCAUCUCUACAGUUAAACGUAGAGUGUGAAAAGUAUCGAAGGAUUCGAUUAAUACAAUGUGAAGAAGCUUGAGAAUGUGGCUCUAAAGAAAGUCCAGAAAAGUCCUCCUGAGACGAGCAGGAGUCCCAUUCAUGUUCCUUCCUACAAAUAGCAUUCUACAGGAUCAAGCAUGAUGGCUUUCUUUUUGCUCAAAAGGUUUUUGGAGAAGCUCUAAAUCAAACGGAGAAUGCUAGAAACCCUGAAUUACACUCAUCUAAACCUAAUAGGAGACAAAGCCGCUGAUAGGUAAAUACAAGAAUAAUUAUAGUAAUGUAGUGCUUCAAUAUUCGAAAUCAAUAUAACGAGCUGGAUUCACACUCUAGGCUAUGAAAAAGCUGUUCGAAAUGGAGUCCCAAAUUGAGGAGACUAAAUUGGAAAACCUGAAGCAAUACUACGAGAAUAUUAAAAAACAGAUAAUUAAAAUUUGUUAAACCAUCAUCAAUCUAAUUCCUUUAAUUCAGCCGGAAUCUCUUUUCAAAGUGUAUUGGGAUUUAUUUGCAGUGGUCUUCAGGAUCAUUUUAGUGAUCUUAAUCCCCUUAGAAGUCGGAUUUCACACUCAGAUACUGUUCCAAGACAGUACACCCUUAACUGUAAUAAUUUGUAUAGUACUAAUAAUGGACUUUUUUAUUAGGAUCAACACACAACAAUAUCUGAAUGGUUAAGCUAUCAGAGAUCGAUGGAAAUUAAUAAUGAUUCAAGUAAAAAAGUCCAUGUUCAUUGACUUCCUCACUAUCACUAUUUUAGUGAUCUUUCUAUCAUUGAUUCCUGAAGAUCCACAAUACAAUCUGUUUACCUUAGUAACUCUCACCUAAUAUUCCUAUGUGUAUGAAAUACUCUCUAAAAGUGAAUAAUACUCCUACUUCACAAGACCUCAAAGAGGUAUCCUGGGAUUGUUAAAGUUUAUGGCAACUCUUUUUUAUAUUUUGCAUCUAUUCAGUUGUUUUUGGUUUUGGAUUUCGAGUUUGCAAAUUGAAGACUCUUGGAUUGACUUUAAAGACUUAACAAACAAGCCCUGGUAGGUUCAGUAUCUGGAAGCCCUGUAUUUUGCAAUUGUGACCAUGUUGACCAUAGGCUAUGGAGAUAAUGUGCCUAAGAAUUCAACUGAAAAGAUAGUGACAAUUAUCUUCAUUUUGGGUGCCUGUUUGUGGUUUUCUUACAGUAUAAACUUUAUCGGAGGAAUCAUGAAUGACAUAACAUAGAAUUAGGUUGAAAGGAAUUAGAAGAUGAGAGUCAUCAAUAAAUAUAUGAACAAAAGAAAUAUCCCAUUUGCAUUGCAACAUCAGUAAUUAAUAAUAUUAAUAUGUUCUGAAGAAUCAAAGAGUAUCUGACAUAUCGAUGGAAGGAAGAUGAUGAAGUAGAUCUGGAGAUAGAACAGACAUUAUUAGAUCAAUUAUCUGAUGAAUUAAAGGAAGAAUUAGACCGACAGGCUCACAAAGUUUUCAUUGAAAAGUCUAUCUUACUUCAGAAGUUUUUUAGUGAAGAAUUUAGAAAUGCUUUAUUUAAAAGUAUAAAGAGAAAAAGUAAGAUUGCAAUUUAUUAUUAUCUUUAAGUUAUCCCUCCUGAAAACACCUUCUACAUCGAUUUCAACGGACAACAUCAUCUAUGCUUUAUAGAAUAGGGACAUCUGCUCUAUUAACAUAAGGAUGAGAAAUAGAGAUCCAAAAUGAACACCAUAAUUGGUCUGGGAGAAUUCUUGUGUGUCAAAGAAUUUAUAGUUGAAGAUCCUGAUAUGGAACUGUUCAAAGCUGUUGGAUAUGUGAGUUUGUUAGUACUAUCCAAAUAAGAUUUCCUGACCAUUCUUAAAGAUUACCCAGAUGAUUUCUAAAAGUAUUGCUAAUUAAAGGACUCCAUCGUAAUGAAUUUUGAUUAAACAAUUCUAUAAAAGAGUGUCUACUGUCCUGCAUGUCAGUAGUUUGAACACACUCUAACUAAAUGUCCUUACAUUUAACAUAAACCGAAUUUUGAAGUUACUAUUAAAAAACAUCAACAUUCUAAAACUUAGUAGAGAUCUAGAUUUUAAAGAAAGAGAAAGAAAAAUGUGUAUCUUGCUUUAUCUGAAAAAGAUUUGGUGGCAGAAUUUGCCAAAGUGUACUCCAGCGAUAAUCAGUAAUCAAUAAAUUAGUAACUUAAAAUAAUCUAUUAUUAUGAAUAAGACUAGAUUGAUUGUAACAUUAUUGAUCCUUCAGCCUCAGUGGACAUAUUUAGAGUUUCUUCUUUACUCCCUUAAUAUUCCACUGAAGCUCUAAAUAAAUAGAACGACUUAUUAAGCAGUGUGAGAAUGGAACCAAAAUCAAUUAAAGAACCUGAAAUUGAUAUCAAAGGAGAAUUGAGACAACAAUUAAAUCAAGGAAGAUUGAUUAGAAAAACAACUAUGUUUCCCUCUAAUAAUACUAAAUAAAUUAAAAAGAGCCCAACAAAUACGUUCACAAUUAAACAGGUUCAAGACGAAGAUUGGGAUGACUCCUUAUAAAUACACACCUUUUAAAAUACACAUAAUGAUAACAUUGUUCAGGUUUACAAUAAAUUAAUUAAACAAGAUCUAGAAGAUCCAAUAAUCAAAAAGGCAAUUACUUAAAUAGAACCAUUAUUUUGGAAAUUGAAUCAAAAAAUGAUUGAUGAUUUUGAAGUCAUACAGAAUUACGACUUUUUUUAUUCAUAAUUUAAUGCCGAAAAAACCAUAGAUUUAGCUAACAAAAAUAUCCAUCAUUGGCAGAAGGAUAUAAUAGAAAAAAUGUAGAAGUUUAUGCUUUUUCCCUUUAAUUACAUCUUGAAAUAUUUGAAAUUGAGAAGAAACAGAAUGAAUCAGGCAAUCAUUGAAAAAGGAAAUAAAUUUAAAAGAGUUAAAAAUAAAUUGAGAAUGAUGCAGCUACGAAGUAAUCUAUAACAGAAGAAAAUUUCUACCACAUCCAACAAAGUAAUUAGAUUUGGAUAGGUAUUGCCUUCUAAAGUACAGUCUCGAGACUCAAUAAUCAUUUGA